UUUGUUUAAUGUUUUUCCAGAAGUUCACUCACUAUUAUAGCAAACCAGGUUCACCAAUGGCUAUGACAUCUGAGUUACCAGUAAAGUGUCAUUAUCGGCUGGCAAUGUAGCUGUCACAUCCACAGCGAUCCUAUUUAUGGGUGUGGGCAGCAGACCGGUCCAUUGUCUUCUGAUUUGUGCCCAUUCACAUUUUGUAAUACACAUUGCUGUUAAGUGCUCUUGCCUUACAGCGAGUACUGUUAUCUACGUGGUCAUUGUCAUAAGGGAUGAGGGGCGUUCUACAGACAGGUUUUGUUUUGAACUGACCUGGGACAUGUCUUGUUUGGCUGAAAAAUAUGUACCUAACUGAAGCGAUGUUCAGUGUUGAUGACAAGAGGUAGCUUGCACAAUCUCCUCAGGCUGUUUUGAUAGAUGUCCCCUAACUCUCAUCUCCAGAGCCUGGUCUAGAAGCAGUGGAUAUGGAUGAACAUUCUUGAGGGAGGGGUCCAGGACUCAGCUGCUAGGUUAAUGGCUGAUGGAAUUUGCACAAGAGCUGGGCAAAGGUGAAAGAGCCACGUCCUACUUCCAAACCCUUAUCCCUUCUCUCCGCUUCAUUGACACCCCCGACUCCCUCCCCACCCACGUAGCCAGCUUACUCCACCCAAACUCUUGAUCUCUUACUCCUUAUUCAACUAGCCUGGGGCAGCCAAGACGCAAUCAAGUCAGGGCAGCAUGAGCCGAUCACCUCUCCAUCCCAUUCCACUUCUAUCUGUGGGCUCCCAGGAUACCCCUGCUCCCCUGCCACCACUGCUACCCCCUCUCCAGAAUCCUUCCUCCCGUUCUUGGGCCUCUCGGGUGUGUGGGCCUUCCACCUGGGGGCUCAGCUGUCUUCUGGCUCUACAGCAUUUCCUGGUCUUGGCAUCUUUGCUCUGGGCCUCCCACCUGCUGCUGCUUCACGGUCUUCCCCCAGGAGGGCUCUCAUACCCACCUGCUCAGCUCCUGGCUUCCAGUUUCUUUUCAUGUGGCCUGUCUACGGUCCUGCAGACUUGGAUGGGCAGCAGGCUACCUCUAAUCCAGGCUCCGUCCCUAGAGUUUCUUAUCCCCGCACUGGUGCUGACAAACCAGAAGCUACCUCUAACGACCAAGACACCUGGAAAUGCCUCCCUCUCACUGCACCUGUGUAGUUUGACAAGAAGCUGCCAUGACCUGGAGCUCUGGAACACUUCUCUCCGAGAGGUGUCGGGGGCAGUGGUGGUGUCCGGGCUGCUGCAGGGCACUAUAGGACUUCUAGGGGUGCCUGGCCGUGUGUUCCCCUACUGUGGGCCACUGGUGCUGGCUCCCAGCCUGGUUGUGGCAGGGCUUUCUGCCCACAAGGAGGUGGCCCAGUUCUGUUCUGCUCACUGGGGCCUGGCCUUGCUGCUCAUCCUGCUCAUGGUGGUAUGCUCUCAGCACCUGGGUUCAUGCCAGGUACCCCUUUGCUCCUGGAGGCCAUCUUCAACUUCAACUCACAUUUAUAUUCCCGUCUUCCGACUCCUUUCGGUGCUUGCCCCUGUGGUCUGUGUGUGGCUCAUCUCUGCCUUUGUGGGUACGAGUGCUAUCCCUCUGCAGCUGUCUGAGCCCUCGGAUGCACCUUGGUUUUGGCUGCCACACCCAGGUGAGUGGGAAUGGCCCUUGCUGACACCCAGGGCCCUGGCUGCAGGCAUCUCCAUGGCUUUGGCAGCCUCCACCAGCUCAUUGGGUUGCUAUGCUCUGUGUGGCCAUCUGCUGCGUUUGUCUCCUCCGCCACCACAUGCCUGCAGUAGAGGGCUGAGCCUGGAGGGGCUGGGCAGUGUGCUGGCAGGGCUGCUGGGGAGCCCCCUGGGCACUGCAUCCAGCUUCCCCAAUGUAGGCACAGUGAGUCUUUUCCAGACUGGCUCUCGGAAAGUGGCCCACCUAGUGGGGUUGUUCUGCAUGGGGCUUGGGCUCUCCCCAAGGCUGGCUCAGCUAUUUACCAACAUCCCACUGCCUGUGCUUGGUGGGGUACUGGGAGUGACACAGGCUGUAGUUCUGUCUGCUGGAUUCUCCAGCUUUCACCUGGCUGACAUUGACUCUGGGCGAAAUGUCUUCAUCGUGGGCUUCUCCAUCUUCAUGGCCUUGCUUUUGCCAAGGUGGCUCAGGGAAGCCCCAAUCCUGCUCAACACAGGCUGGAGCCCCCUGGAUAUGUUUCUUCGUUCUUUGCUGGCAGAACCCAUUUUCUUAGCUGGUCUACUGGGCUUUCUCCUAGAAAACACUAUAUCUGGUACACGGGCUGAGAGAGGCUUAGGUCAGGGGCUGCCAACUUCUUUCACUGGCCAAGAAAUUCAAAUGCUUCAGCAAACCAGGAGGAAAGCUGCUCAAGAGUAUGGGCUUCCUUUACCCAUCAAAAACCUGUGUUCCUGCAUCCCACAGCCUCUCCACUGCCUCUGUCCAAUGCCUGAAGACUCUGGGGAUGAAGGAGGAUCCUCUAAAACAGGAGAGAGAGCCGACUUGUUGCCUAACUCUGGGGAAUCGUACUCCACAGCUAGCAGAGAAGGGGUUAGGUCCCAGUAAUCACCAAGACCACCAUUUUUGUCUUAGUUUAGCAGUAACUGCCACCUUGCUGGAGUCUCGCCUCCAAGGCUGUAUACUUUCUUCCAGUAGAGGUGGAUGUGGCCCACUUGCAAAAUGGGCUGCCUUUCCUCCUCUUAAUAAGACUUGAGUGUUCAGGAGCAGAGGCCAUGGUUUAGCGGGUCGGAACUGAAUAAAUGAGAUUUCUGCCUGUAAA
Messenger RNA from Mus caroli (Ryukyu mouse), 2761 nucleotides. It is a transcript of the gene Slc23a3, whose product is annotated as solute carrier family 23 member 3. Gene Ontology annotation, molecular function: transmembrane transporter activity. The record is from RefSeq and is a predicted model, not a curated record. Gene Ontology annotation, cellular component: membrane. NCBI's taxonomy places the organism in Eukaryota, Metazoa, Chordata, Mammalia, Rodentia, Muridae. Gene Ontology annotation, biological process: transmembrane transport.